This is a messenger RNA of Rhinolophus ferrumequinum (greater horseshoe bat), 1527 nucleotides long. RefSeq names its product melanoma-associated antigen B18-like. The transcript is spliced from 4 exons. Gene Ontology annotation, biological process: negative regulation of transcription by RNA polymerase II. The record is from RefSeq and is a predicted model, not a curated record. The coding region runs from base 1 to 1527 and encodes 508 amino acids. Lineage: Eukaryota; Metazoa; Chordata; Mammalia; Chiroptera; Rhinolophidae. Gene Ontology annotation, cellular component: nucleus.
AUGCGGCACUCCCUGACCUUCCCGCUCUGGCACCCCAGGAAGGGAGCACCGUGGUCUGUGGCUCUGAGACCCAGGACACCACACGGACGGACGCAUUCCAGCCCUGCUAACAUUCAAGGGCAGAGCCCGGAGGGACAACAGGGUACCACAGACCCCAGGGCAGUGAGGUGGCACAGAGACUGCCCCAGCCACCAACCCUGGGAUGCCUUGGGCACGGCUGUCAGACUGACUCGGAGAGAAGGGGGGCAGAAUGGAGGGCCCUGGUCUCAGGGGAGGGUCCUCAGGGAAGCCAAGGAAGACGUCCCCGGCCCUGCCGGGAGCGGAGGGGAGGACCCUGAGUCAGGAUGCAGCCACCCAGUGCCCUGCCCUGCCCCACCCCCACCCCCAUUCCUGGGAGGCCUCAAAAUGGCAGUUAGUGCCAAAGUCCUUCGCAUACCCCCCGAGGUGUCAGAGAAUAAAGGCCUCGGUUUGGAAGUGGUGGACUCUGGCUCAGCACAGCUGAGGGAGAAAUCGCAGGCCCCAAAGAAUGAAGGUGCCACACCGUCUCGUUCUCCCUCCUCCAGGUACUGGCAUCUCCUGCUCUGCCCACACCGGGGCCUGCUGUGCCUGACCUGUGUCAACAUGCCUCGGCGACGGAAGGGCCAUCAGCUACUGAGACAAGUAGCAGCUUACCAGGGGUCUUGGAGACCCUCGUCUACCACCAUUACCUCUUCAGGUGCUUUAGACACAAGAUCUGACAAAGGUGAUAAAAGUCAAGAUAAGGAACAUUCGUGGUCUUCUGAGGUCCCAUCUCCCGAGACCUCAUGCAGUGAUCUUCUAACCACGAAGUUGGAUUUGUUGGAGCAAUUUCUCCUGUGCAAGUAUGAAAUGCAAGAGCCCAUUCUGAAGGAAGACAUGCUGAAGAUUGUGGGCGAAAUUAACCCAGACCAAUUUGCUGACCUCAUCAAAACAGCCUCUGAUCAUAUUGAGGCCGUCUUUGCAGUUGAUUUGAAGGAAGUCGACUCAAGCAACCACGCAUAUGACCUCGUCAGCAAACUGAACCUCCCCAAUAAUGGGAGGGUGUAUGCUGGCAACGGGUUACCAAAGACCGGUCUCCUCAUGAGUAUCCUGGGCGUGAUUUUCAUGAAGGGCAACUCUGCCACUGAGGAAGACAUUUGGAAAUUCCUGAACAUAAUGGAAGUAUACGCUGGAAGGGAGCACCGCAUCUACGGGGAGCCCUGGAAGCUUAUUAACACAGAUCUGGUGCAGCUACAGUACCUAGAAUACCGCCAGGUACCUGACAGCGAUCCGGCACGCUAUGAGUUUCUGUGGGGCCCAAGAGCUCGCGCUGAAACAAGCAAGAUGCAAGUCCUACAAUUCUUGGCCAAGGGUGGUGAUACAGGCCCUAGUGCUUUCUCACCCUGGUAUGAAGAGGCUUUGAGAGAUGAAGAGAGAACACGAGCUACAGAGUCGGUCAGGGCUGCCACUGGUGCCACAGCCAGACAUGAUAUCACGGCCCUGGCUGCUCUCACCCCUAGUGAUGUCUGA